This is a messenger RNA of Centruroides sculpturatus (bark scorpion), 1228 nucleotides long. Its product is annotated as 2,4-dienoyl-CoA reductase, mitochondrial-like. Gene Ontology annotation, cellular component: mitochondrion. Gene Ontology annotation, biological process: fatty acid beta-oxidation. NCBI's taxonomy places the organism in Eukaryota, Metazoa, Arthropoda, Arachnida, Scorpiones, Buthidae. The record is from RefSeq and is a predicted model, not a curated record. The transcript has 9 exons. Gene Ontology annotation, molecular function: 2,4-dienoyl-CoA reductase (NADPH) activity. Bases 187 to 1191 code for a protein of 334 amino acids.
UUUUUUUUUUUUUAAAGUUGUUAUUUAAAACUCGUUAUAUUUAUUCUGUAGAUCAUAAACAAUAUGGCGAAUAUCAAUUAGUCAGUGAGCGGAGGUCAAAUUUGAUUACAGUAUUAUCUUGUAUAUCUGUUGACUGACCUUUGAGCUCUGAGAAUUUUAUCAUUAUUAUUAAAGAAUAAUAGGUAUAUGCUAAGUCUAUUAAAGCUGUUAUCAACCAUGAGGUUUAGUAAAAUAUCAUCUGUAAGAUUUGUGUUACAGAAACAACCAAAGCAGUUUGCUGUUUGCGAGAAUUCUACAGGUACGGGAUAUUUUCCUCCAGUUACAGAUGUUAUGUUGCCGGCAAAUACGUUUAAAGGUAAAGUUGCCUUUAUUACCGGAGGUGGCACGGGACUGGGCAAGGGCAUGACUACGUUACUCUCGACUUUGGGUGCCCAAACUGCAAUAGUUAGCAGGAAACUGGAUAUUUUGCAGAAGACAGCAGAAGAAAUCACAAAUAUGACAAAACAAAAGGUGAUUCCCAUUUCCGCAGACGUACGUGAUCCCGAAGCCGUAAAAUUGGCCAUAGAUCGGUGCGAGUCCGAACUGGGUCUUCCGGAUAUCAUCAUCAAUAAUGCUGCAGGGAAUUUUAUUUCUCCUACAGAAAGGCUUUCGCCAAACGCAUGGAAAACUAUAAUAGAUAUUGUCUUAAAUGGUACUGCUUAUGUCACAUUAGAUAUUGGGAAACGCCUUAUAAAAGCAAAGAAAGGUGGGGUUUUUCUUGCUGUUAGUGCCACAUACACUGCUGGUGGAUCUGCAUUUGUCGUACCGAGCUGUGCGGCAAAAAGUGGCGUGGAAGCCAUUACUAAAUCUCUUGCCGUGGAAUGGAGUAAAUAUGGAAUGCGAUUCAACUGCAUCACACCAGGACCAAUCAAAACAGAGGGUGCCUUUAGUCGUCUGGAUCCAUCUGGAACGAGACAAAAUGAACUAAUAAAAUUAUUACCUAUUGGGCGAAUGGGGGAUGUAAAAGAAAUGGCAAAUCUUGCUGCAUAUCUUGUUAGCGAUUACUCAAAUUGGUUGACUGGAGAGGUUAUCAGAAUAGAUGGUGGCGAAUAUCCUGCGAGAGCCGGUUCAUUCAACAAGCUCGUAAACGUAACCAAAGACGAAUGGGACGAUAUUGAAAGUAGAAUUCGUCGUUUAAAGGACAUUAAAUGAUUUUUGACCGAGUACCACAAUAAUUAUAAAUAUAUAA